Molecule: messenger RNA, 1694 nt
Organism: Macadamia integrifolia
Lineage: Eukaryota; Viridiplantae; Streptophyta; Magnoliopsida; Proteales; Proteaceae
Product: serine/threonine-protein kinase MHK-like
Biological process (GO): intracellular signal transduction; protein phosphorylation
Cellular component (GO): nucleus; cytoplasm
Molecular function (GO): ATP binding; protein serine/threonine kinase activity
Source: RefSeq, a predicted model, not a curated record
GGAAGAUUUAAUUUAUUAUUUUAUUGUCUCUCUCUCUCCUUGGCAUCAUCUUCAUCUCUUCUGCGGAAUUUGCUAUAAUGGCGACAGCAGAAAUCUAAUUCUCUUCUGCGUUUCGUUAUAUAACCAAAAGAUAGAUAAUUCUUCACCUACAUUGCUAAUCAGAAGCCUCGUGUCUGUUUUACUUUUAUCCGAUCGUUAUCGUUUUACUGCAUCUCUUGAUUCUAUUCACAUUCGUCAGCGUAGAUGAUGAGUUGCCGAAUUCUUUGAGAGGUGGGCACUCCCCAGAGUAAAUGGAUCAGAUCUACGUCACUGUUUGGGAUUUUCUGCGGAUGAAAUUGAAUGCUUCCUCUACUAGAGUUAUUCCUGAUGUGUUGUGGAUACCGCCGUCUUUUUGUAGAUGAUAUUAGUUUAGUGCAACAUAUCGAGGUUGCACCUAAGCAUGUCGUUCAUUUUCUCUGUGACCUGUAAUCACUCACACUAUGAACAGUUUGCUUUUGAGGACAUCUUAUAUUUCAUGUUACAGUUUAACAGUAAUAUCUACGUAACUUCAAUAGAAAGACACUGCAUUGCCAGUGUAGAGCCUUGUGUCUGGGGAUCACUAGAAGUACAUUGAGGCUUUGCCAGUUAUCACUGUAUACAGAUUUAUAAUGGAAAGAUAUAAACUUAUAAAAGAGCUUGGAGAUGGGACAUGUGGAAGUGUAUAUAAGGCCCUCAAUCUGGAGACAAAUGAGAUUGUUGCUGUCAAGAAAAUGAAGAGAAAAUUCUACUUUUGGGAGGAGUGUAAGAGUCUAAGUGAAGUUAAGGCACUCCGCAAAUUGAAUCACCCUAAUAUUGUCAAGUUGAAGGAGAUUGUUUGGGAAAAUCAUGAGCUUUUCUUCAUCUUUGAAUACAUGGAAUAUAACCUAUAUCAAAUCAUGAGAGACCGACAAAGUCCAUUUUCAGAGGCAGAGGUACGGAGUCUUAUUUCUCAAGUGUUACAGGGACUUGCAUAUAUGCAUAGAAAUGGAUAUUUUCAUCGGGACCUAAAACCUGAGAAUCUGCUGGUGACAAGUGAUGUUAUAAAGAUUGCUGAUUUUGGACUAGCAAGAGAAGUUACAUCAAGGCCUCCAUAUACUGAUUAUGUUUCUACACGGUGGUACCGGGCACCAGAGGUUUUGUUGCAGUCAUCAUCAUACACUCCUGCGAUAGACAUGUGGGCCAUUGGCGCAAUAUUAGCUGAGCUUUUCACCUUAUGCCCUAUUUUUCCUGGUGAAAGUGAAACAGAUCAGCUUUACAAAAUAUGCUGUGUUCUUGGUACCCCAGAUUGGAAUACUUUGCCUGAAGGGAUGAAUGUUUCACGCUUAAUCAAUUUUUCCAAGAUUGGGCCUGCCAAGCUUUCACAUAUUAUUCCAAAUGCUAGCUUGGAAGCAAUUGAUUUGAUCACGCAACUAUGCUCGUGGGAUCCACGAAGGAGACUGACAGCAGAGCAAGCUCUGCAGCAUCCAUUUUUCCAUGUGGGAAUGUGGGUUCCUUUCCCUCUCCGGGAACCUUUUCAACCAAAUUCAAAUCACAUAGGUUCAGAGCCAAAGCUUGAGUUGAGUCUGUGGGACUUCAGCACUGAACCAGAUGAUUGCUUCCUUGGCUUGACCCUGGCAGUGAAGCCCAGCGUCUCAAACUUAGAAGUCGUUCAUCAAACCUCUAAAAAUGCUAGGGAG